GACUUUUUGAUCUUGGAGAGAUAGGUGAAGAAGAAAAGAAGGUGAAGUUGGGAAAAAGGAAAUGGAUGAGAGAAGUAGAGAGAGAGGGAGAAGAGAGCGAAUCGGACUCCGACCCUGGGACAGACAGAAGGCCCUCAACAGGAAGUUUGGCGGAUGUAGUCGGAGCAGAAACCAGAGGAUUAGGGAUUCGGCUGAGAGGGGGAAAGCAAGGAAUGAUCAAAUCAAGAGUCCAAUGUUGCAGAAAGAUGGGCCUUAUAACUGGGGUUUAUACAAACAAGCAACCUCUUUUUUCUUUACCAAUUGCCCAGACGAUUGGAAAUAUGAAGAAAUGUGGAGUACGUUUUUGAAGUUUGGCCGAGUUUAUGUUAUCUAUUCUCCAAAUAGAAGAAGCAGAAGAGGAAGUAGAUUCGGCUUUGUGAGAAUUCUUGGGGUGAAUGAUAAGAAGGAAAUGGAAAGAAAGUUGAAUCAGAUUUGGGUUAGAGGUCGCAAACUGUGGGUGAACUUGCCAAGAUUCGAUUGUGAGAAGAAGGAGGUUGGGGUAAAAAGAAACUAUAUCGGCAGGAUGGCAAAUGUUCAGAGUAGAAGUUAUGCUGAGGUGGUAAAAGGACCACAAGAGAAGGAGAUGACAGGGGAUCAAAGCACACAGAGCAAGGUUGAUCGUGACAGAGAUAGAAAUACCGUAAAUGAAGCUAAGAAGAAUGCAGGGCAGGACUUGCAAAGGAGUCACGAUCAUCGGCAACCUGGAAAUAGGAGAGUGUGGAAAGAAAAAGGAAGAGGAGACAGCUGGGCUGGGUUGGAGUUUAACAACAAUCCGGAAGAGUGGGAUUGGCUAGAGGGUAGCUACGUUGGGAUAGUGCACUCGGUGGAGAUGGUGCGCAACCUUCAAGAAAAAUUUUAUAUGGAGGGGUAUUUUUCUUGUCAAGUCCGAGCAAUGGGUGGCAAAAUGGUUCUGUUAACUGGACAGGACAAGGAGGAAGUGAAGGACUUAGUGGAAAUGGCAUCGGAUUGGUUGAGGCGCUGGUUUGAAGAAGUGAGGCCAUGGACACCACAAAUGACAGCAAAAGAGAGAUUUGUGUGGAUAAGGUGUCAAGGAGCUCCACUGAAUGUUUGGGGAAGUGAUUUCUUUACAACCAUGGGUAGUUCAUGGGGCAAAUUUAUUUGCUUGGAUGACAGCACAAGCAAGAAGGUGCGGUUUGAUGUUGCUAGAUUUCUGAUUUCUUCUUCAAUUAUGGAGACAAUCAAUGUUACAAGGGAAAUCAAAAUCAAUGGAAGUUUGUUCAAGCUGAAAUUCUCAGAGGAGGAAAACACUAAUUGCUUCUUCUCAGUGAAACAAGAUUUUAUGCCUUCCUUUAGUAGUGAAUCAGAGGAUCAUGAAACAUGGUCCACCGGUUCAGAAUCGGAGAUGCGGGACGAGGAAGAUGGAAGGAGGAAGGAAAAGCUUUCAGCCGGUUGUUCAACCGAAGAAGAUGAUGAUGACGUAGUGAGACGUAAGAGUGAUGAAGAAAGAAGAAAUGAAGUCCAAUCCAGCAAGAGAGUAGGGGAUUGUGCAGAAGCCGUUGGUGACAACCUGGAAAAAAUUCAAAAUUCAAAUGAAAGUGUAAGUGGUAGGCGGUCUAAAGUUGCGGCUGCAGGUCAGAUGGUGAAGGCUUUUGGUUCGGUAAUUGGAGAAUCAAAAACUGAGAAUUAUACCAAUAAAAUGAAGCCCAAUGGCUCGGUAUCCAGGCCCACUUUGAAGGGAGAAAAUCCAAUGGCAAUGGAAUCCAUUAACGCGGAUAUGGCCCAUAAAGAAACUCUAAUAGAGUCCCCAAUUUCAGACCAAAACAGAGUCAUGUCGGGAACCGAAAAUUCUGCAGAAGAGAAGGGCGAGGAAGAAGAAGAUGCAUUCUGGAAGGGUCAUGAAUCAGAGAGAAGCCGAAUAGAAGACUGGAUCGGGAAACAACUGGAGGAAAUCAACUCAAAAAAUGGUAAAAGGAAGGUCAGAAGAUGCAGCUCGGUGUAUUCCCAACCCAGAAAUAGAGUAGCUCCGGCGGAAAAAAAAAGAGGAAGAAAGAAGAAGAUCGUGCAGCAGGUAGAUGAGGGACCAGAACCAAUGUUCAUGCCGAACCAGGAGGGGAAAGUUGCUGGAGGAUCAAUAGGGGACAGUGACAUAAACAAUUGCAACAGGGCAUUGAAGAAACAAUGGCAAUCCCAACUCGCAAAGGAGAUUUGGGACUUGGCGACGCAGCUAGGGGCGGUGGCGGAGAAUGAUAAUGAGGUGAUUCAACGAAUUGAGGAGAUGGAGGACAGAGAUCGAAGCUCAAAAAGGAGUAUGGUUAACCGAGAGGGUGAAGAGGGUGGGAAGAUGGACGCAGUUGAUAGGAAAAUUUGUAGAUCUUUAUGGAGGUCGGAGGAUUUGGAUUGGGUUGCUAAAUCUUCUAAUGGAAUGUCCGGAGGUUUGAUAUGCAUUUGGGACAGUAAAAUGCUGAAGAAGAAAGAGACUAUAGAAGGGGAUUUUAACGCUGUAAGGAGGGCUGAGGAAAGAGCAGGGUGCAAGAUGGUGUCCAAUGAAAUGAGGGAGUUUGAUGCUUUCAUCCACAACAGUGAUUUAGUUGAUUUGCCUUUAAUAGGGAGAAAAUAUACCUGGUAUAAUUCAAAUGGGAAUCAAAUGAGCAGGAUUGAUAGAUUUCUGUUUUCAGAAGAAUGGGUAUCAAAGUGGAGCGAUUUGAAACAGUGGGGAUUGAGGAGGAAUGUAUCAGAUCACUGCCCUAUAAUGAUAAAAAAUGAGCAAGUCGACUGGGGUCCAAAACCGUUCAGAUUUUUCGAUGCUUGGUUGGAUCAACCGGGUUGUAAGGAGGUGAUUAGGAGUGCAUGGUGUGACAAUGAGGUGGACGGCUGGUAUGGAUUUAAAAUUAAAGAGAAGUUGAAAAGAACAAAGAAGGCACUAAAGGACUGGAGUGGUAAAAACAACAGGGAGAUGGAUGAAAGAAUAAGGAAUGCAGAGUCGGUGAUCGCGGCUGUUGAUGAGAAAGGAGAGCAGCACCAGUUGACAGAAAGUGACGUAGAAUUAAGGAGGAAUAGUUUUAUUGAGUUGUGGAAGAAUUUAAAAAUCAAGGAGAGGAUGAGUCAACAAAAAUCAAGAAAACAGUGGCUGAAGGAGGGUGACGCGAACACAAAAUUCUUUCACAGAAGCAUUAAGGGAAGAUGGAGCAAGAAUGAGAUUAAUAGUGUCCGGAUAAAUGGGGAACAGUAUACAGGAGUGGAGGUAUUAAAAAGAGAGAUUGCUAAAUACUUCCAAGACUUGUUCACAGAAGAAAAAUGGAGGAGACCAAGGUUAGAUGGAAUAAGCUUUAGGCAAAUUACUAAGGCUGAUAAUGAGCUCCUCACGGCUGCAUUUUCGGAACAAGAAAUUAAAGAAGCAAUAUGGGACUGUGACCCUUCCAAAUCUCCAGGACCAGACGGAUUCAAUUUCAGAUUUAUCAUGUCAAUGUGGGAUGUUAUAAAAGCUGAUAUUGUCAACUUUGUUCGGGAGUUCCAACAGCAUGGUAGAAUGGUCAAAGGGUCAAAUGCUUCCUUCAUUGUGCUAAUUCCAAAAUCAGAAAAUCCACAAGCAAUUGAGGAAUUUAGACCAAUUUCCUUGAUAGGAGUCUCUUACAAAAUCAUUGCUAAGCUUCUAGCAAAUCGUUUGCGGAAGGUGCUGCCCAAGGUGAUUGGGGAGCAGCAGAUGGCUUUUAUCGAAGGUAGGCAUUUAAUGGACGGAGCAGUGAUUGCAAAUGAGGUUAUUGAUGAGGUUAAGAGGAAAAAGAAGAAGGGAUUUCUAUUUAAAGUCGAUUUCGAGAAAGCCUAUGACAAGGUAUGCUGGGAAUUCUUAGAUUAUAUGAUGACAAGGAUGGGAUUCUGUGCAACUUGGAGGAAAUGGAUUCAGGAGUGCUUGGAAUCGAGCUCGGUGUCUAUUCUUGUCAACGGCAGUCCGACGAACCAAUUCCCAGUUAAUAAAGGCAUUCGCCAAGGAGAUCCAUUAUCCCCGUUCUUAUUCCUCAUAGUGGCAGAGGGCUUGAAUGGACUAGUGGCAUCGGCAGUGGAGAAAGGGAGGUACAAAGGAGUGGAAAUUGGGAGCGGAGAUGUAACGGUCACACAUCUUCAAUUCGCGGAUGACACAAUCUUUUUUGGAGAUGCAACGGAAGACAACAUUCGGGUGAUCAAAUGUAUUAUGAGGACAUUCGAGUUAGCAUCGGGACUGAAAAUUAAUUUCAAGAAGAGCCAGUUGAUUGGUGUGAGAGUUGAUCAAAGUUGGUGUGAUAAGAUGGCAUUUCAGCUGUGUUGUAAGGAAGGGAAACUGCCAUUGAGAUAUCUGGGAAUACCAAUCGGAGGGAAUCACAGAAGAAAAGCUAUGUGGCAGCCGAUGGUUGAGUCUGUUAGAAGGAAGCUAGCCAGCUGGAGGGGACGGUAUCUAUCUAUGGGAGGCCGUAUCACACUCAUCAACUCAGUGCUGUCGAGUCUACCAGUUUUCUUGAUGUCUACCUAUGUUAUCCCAAAAGGUAUAAUUCAUAUCAUUGAUAAAUUGCGUAGAAGUUUUUUAUGGGGGGGGAAGGGAGACGAGAAAAAAAUUAAUUGGAUUGGAUGGGAUAAAGUGUGUAAAAAAAAAGAGGAAGGAGGUUUAGGAGUGAGGGAUUUAAGGAAAUUCAAUUUGGCAUUGAUGGGGAAAUGGUGGGGAAGGCUUGCAGAAAAUGGGGAGGGCAUGUGGAAAAAAAUUAUUGGUGCAAAAUAUGGAAAGGGAGGGGGGCAUUGGCAGGACUGGAUAGAGGAAAGUAGAGAAGUAGGAUCAGUUUGGUGGAGGGAUGUGUGUGGUAUUAAUGCAAUGGAUGGGGAAAGUAUUGGAUGGCUAAAAGAGGGAUUUAGGGUUAAGAUUGGGGAGGGUAAUACGGUUAGUUUCUGGUGGGACAAAUGGAGGGGAGAAGAAAGUCUAGCUAAUAUGUUUCCAAGAUUGUACUUGCUAGCUACAGAUAAGACGAAGACGUGUAGUGAAAUGGGAAAUAGAACUAAUGGUUUGUGGGAGUGGAAUUUAUCUUGGAGAAGGAGUUUGUUUGAAUGGGAAAAAGAGGAGGCAAAGGAAUUGCAAAACUCGAUUCAAAAAGUGCAACUGUCACAAGGAUGCAUGGAUAGCUGGGAGUGGAUACACAACAAGGACGGCCAAUACUCAACAAAAUCAGCAUACUCAAUAUUGAUGAAGGAAGGGAGGGAAGCAAGGGAAAUUACAACCUUUUGUAGAAUUUGGAACUCUGUUUUGCCAAGUAAAAUUUCAGCAUUCAAUUGGCAAUUGCUACUUGACAGGAUUCCAACUAAAAGGAAUCUGUUGACAAGAGGGAUAAUCAAGGACAAUCAAGAUUGCAAAUGCGGAAUUUGUGGUGAGGAAGAAGAGGAUUCAAAGCAUCUGUUUCUGGAGUGUAGUAUGGUCCGAUGGGUAUGGAUGGCUUGUGCAAAAUGGUGGGGUAUCAAUGUUACUUUAGGGGCGGACUGCUGGAAUACCUUUCAAGUGGCUGGAAGAGAACUAAAAGAGAAAGGUGUUAGAGAAGGGUGGGAUUGCAUUUGGAAUUCUCUUGUGUGGACAGUGUGGCUGGCUCGAAAUCAAAAAACAUUCCAAGGCAAAGAGAUUAAUAGGGAGAAGCUGCUGGAACUAAUCCAAUUAAAAUCGUUCCUUUGGAUCACAACAAAAAAAGAAAGGUACGCCUUCACUUUAACGGAUUGGUUUCUUAACCCAGUGGCAUGCUUGAAAGAUGACUGUAGAAAGAGAAGGGUUCCAUAUAUAUAAUAUGGGGGAGGGUUGGUAGUGCUGAUAGAUGGAUUAAGGUUUUUAAGAGGUUCUCAUUAAUAUCUAUUGCUCAGUAGAAGAAAGCUCAGGGAUCAUGGUGCUGCUCUGAUAUAUAGAAAGGUGCAAGAAUCAUUUGAGGCCGCUCCACUGCAAUAACACGUUCUUGUCUUCACAGAAAAGCCCAGCAGCUCUUUGUGCAUUAUUAAAAAUAAAUAAAUAAAUAAAGGCUUA
Molecule: messenger RNA, 6016 nt
Organism: Rubroshorea leprosula
Lineage: Eukaryota; Viridiplantae; Streptophyta; Magnoliopsida; Malvales; Dipterocarpaceae
Source: the annotation of a GenBank genome assembly